This is a messenger RNA of Chlorocebus sabaeus (green monkey), 3675 nucleotides long. RefSeq names its product dihydrolipoamide branched chain transacylase E2 (gene DBT). NCBI's taxonomy places the organism in Eukaryota, Metazoa, Chordata, Mammalia, Primates, Cercopithecidae. Gene Ontology annotation, cellular component: cytoplasm; mitochondrion. The record is from RefSeq and is a predicted model, not a curated record. Gene Ontology annotation, molecular function: acetyltransferase activity; lipoic acid binding.
UUCUGAUAGGUCGCGCCGCGGAGAGUCUCUCGGGUUUGCGGCGCAGCUGUCAUUUCCGGGGUAAGAUGGCUGCAGUCCGUAUGCUGAGAACCUGGAGCAGGAAUGCGGGGAAGCUGAUUUGUGUUCGCUAUUUUCAAACAUGUGGUAAUGUUCAUGUUUUGAAGCCAAAUUAUGUGUGUUUCUUUGGUUAUCCUUCAUUCAAGUAUAGUCAUCCACAUCACUUCCUGAAAACAACUGCUGCUCUCCGUGGACAAGUUGUUCAGUUCAAGCUCUCAGACAUUGGAGAAGGGAUUAGAGAAGUAACUGUUAAAGAAUGGUAUGUAAAAGAAGGAGAUACAGUGUCUCAGUUUGAUAGCAUCUGUGAAGUUCAAAGUGAUAAAGCUUCUGUUACCAUCACUAGUCGUUAUGAUGGAGUCAUUAAAAAACUCUAUUAUAAUCUAGACGAUAUUGCCUAUGUGGGGAAGCCAUUAGUAGACAUAGAAACGGAAGCUUUAAAAGAUUCAGAAGAAGAUGUUGUUGAAACUCCUGCAGUGUCCCAUGAUGAACAUACACACCAAGAGAUAAAGGGCCGAAAAACACUGGCAACUCCUGCAGUUCGCCGUCUGGCAAUGGAAAACAAUAUUAAGCUGAGUGAAGUUGUUGGCUCAGGAAAAGAUGGCAGAAUACUUAAAGAAGAUAUCCUCAACUAUUUGGAAAAGCAGACAGGAGCUAUAUUACCUCCUUCACCAAAAGCUGAAAUUAUGCCACCUCCACCAAAGCCAAAAGACAUGACUAUUCCUAUACCAGUAUCAAAACCUCCAGUAUUCACAGGCAAAGACAAAACAGAACCCAUAAAAGGCUUUCAAAAAGCAAUGGUCAAGACUAUGUCUGCAGCCCUGAAGAUACCUCAUUUUGGUUAUUGUGAUGAGGUUGACCUUACUGAACUGGUUAAGCUCCGAGAAGAAUUAAAACCCAUUGCUUUUGCUCGUGGAAUUAAACUCUCCUUUAUGCCUUUCUUCUUAAAGGCUGCUUCCUUGGGAUUACUACAGUUUCCUAUCCUUAAUGCUUCUGUGGAUGAAAACUGCCAGAAUAUAACAUAUAAGGCUUCUCAUAAUAUUGGGAUAGCAAUGGAUACUGAGCAGGGUUUGAUUGUCCCUAAUGUGAAAAAUGUUCAGAUCUGCUCUAUAUUUGACAUCGCCACUGAACUGAACCGCCUCCAGAAAUUGGGCUCUGUGGGUCAGCUCAGCACCACUGAUCUUACAGGAGGAACAUUUACUCUUUCCAACAUUGGAUCAAUUGGUGGUACCUAUACCAAACCAGUGAUAUUGCCACCUGAAGUAGCCAUUGGGGCCCUUGGAUCAAUUAAGGCCAUUCCCCGAUUUAACCAGAAAGGAGAAGUAUAUAAGGCACAGAUAGUGAAUGUGAGCUGGUCAGCUGAUCACAGAGUUAUUGAUGGUGCUACAAUGUCACGCUUCUCUAAUUUGUGGAAAUCCUACUUAGAAAACCCGGCUUUUAUGCUACUAGAUCUGAAAUGAAGACCGAUAAGACGUUCUUGAACUUUUUGAGCUUCCAAAGAGUAUGUAAACCCUAGCUGUGCCAGCACAUGUUCAUCUUUACAAUUUGUAUUGUAAAUGAUUUGUAUCGUAUGAUUAAGGAUCUAAGGUACAAUAUUUGUCACUGUUAUAUUAGACUUUUUACUGAAAAUGAAUAAUGGGGUAAUGGUUCUCCUGGGGCUGUCACAUUUUAUAGACCAGAGUGUGACUUCUUAAUAUGGUGCUGACAUUUUUGUGUCAAUGACUUGAAACUGGCAAGAUUAACAAAAUUAGGCAGGGUGCGGUGGCUCACGCCUGUAAUCCUGGCACUUUGGGAGGCCGAGGCGGGCAGAUCACCUGAGGUUAGGAGUUUGAGACCAGCCUGGCCAAGAUGGUGAAACCCCGCCUCUACUAAAAAUACAAAAAUUAGCCAGGUGUGGUGGUGGGUGCCUAUAAUCCCAGCUACUCGGGAGGCCGAAGCAGGAGAAUCGCUUGAACCUGGGAGGUGGAGGUUGCAGUGAGCUGAGAUCGUGCCAUUACACUUCAGCUUGGGCAACAGAGCAAGACUGUCUCAAAAACAAAAAAACAAAAUUAAUGUUACUAAAAGACAGGUAGCCAUAUACAGACAGUAUAUGCCCUAUUUUUUUUAACUGACUCUUAAUGAUACUUUUUAAUUAUACUUAAGAAACGGAAUUUAUAUGCAAAAAUAUUUCCCAUUUCCCUGUUAUGCUAAUUGUUGUAUAAAAUAAGUGCAAUUAUACUUCUCUUCGGAGAUAUCCAAGAGUAUAUUCUUGCUCUGUAUAGAGAACAUCAUCUGUAAAUGUCUUAUUUAUAUUAAUUAAUGUCUUUGAAAAGGGAAAAGUAUAAACUGGCCUUAAAAAUGUCCAAUUAUAGUUUUAUAACCAGUCUAUUAAAGGUGUUUGUUUAAAAUGGAUAUACUUUUAGAUUUUUGGUAAUGGUUCGGUAUUUUCUUGGGAAAGACCUUCACCUUUGCAAACUUCCCUCAUGUAAGGAAGGUACUUUAAAGGUAGCAGCCACUGACAUUUCUUUUUUUUUUUUUAAUUUCAGAAAUCUACUUCCUUUUAACUUUUAGCAAAAAGUUAACUUUUAGCUAAAAAAUAGGAUAAGAAAUUAAGGUCUAUUCCAUUCUUCAUAUCCUGGGUAAGAAUGUAAAUAAGAGGAGAAGGAAAAGUCUAAUAGUAAUUAUGGAUAUAAAAAAUAAGACAUUUUAUAUAGAAAUGAAGGUUUGAUAAUGAUCAUUUUGCUAAAGGUCUACUUUAAUCAGAAAUAGCAUCAAGAUUAAUGUAUCCAACAUUUCAAUUUGCAUUAGGAAAUCCAUGUUGUUUCUAAUAUUGUCCAGUUGAAAACUGUAUGCCAAAAUUAGUUGUUUAAGUGAAGUUUUGUGACAGAAAAAAGGUUGUUUUAGUAUCUACUUGGUUUUUCUCAAAAUGGAAAUAAUUUUAAAAUCAGGAAAGAAUAAAUCAGCCAGGUGUGAUGACUUGUAAUUGUAAUCCCAGUUAUAGGAGAGGCCAAAGCAGGAGGAUCACUUGAGGCCAGGAAUUUGAGACCAGCCUGGGCAGCAUAGUGAGAUCCCAUCUCAAAAAUUUUUUUUUUAAAAAUUAGCCUGGUGGCUCACGCCUGUAAUUCCAGCACUUUGGAAGGCCAAGGCGGGCAGAUCACCUGAGGUCAGGAGUUCAAGACCACCCUGGCCAACAUGGUGAAAUCCCGUCUCUAUGGUUUUGUAAAAAUACAAAAAAUUACCUGGGCCUUGCGACGCAUGCCUGUAGUCCCAGCUACUUGGGAGGCUGAGGCAGGAGAAUUGCUUGAGCCCGAGAGGUGGAGGUUACAGUGAGCAGAGAUCAUACCAUUGCACUCCAGCCUAGGCGACAGAGCAACACUUUGUCUCCAAAAAAAAAAAAACUUAGCCAUGUGUGGUGGUGUGCAUCUGUAGUCCCAUCUACUCAGGAAGCUGAGACAGGAGGAUCAAUUGAGCCCAGGAGUUCAAAGCUGUAGUGAGCUGUCAUUGUGUCACUAUCCUCCGGUGUGGGUGACAGAGUGAGACCUGGUCUCUAAAAAAAAAAAAAAAAAAAAAAAAAAGGUCAAAUAAAUGCUGUUAUUGUAAAAUUUCAGAUAAUACAAAGAGUUAACCAAUAAAAUAAAAAAU